AACGUAGAAAAAAUAAUCACACAAGUUAUAAGAUAAUAAUUAUUAAUAUAUUUAACUUCAUUCAUACAGCACAUAGUAUAGUUUUUAGUUUUAGAUUACAAACCAGACAAGAUGAUUCUUAUAGAUUUUCUGUCACUGUAAACAAAUCUGUUAAUGAAAUUGUUCUAUUACGUUAACCCUAGAAAUUGUUAUGUGCAGAUGAAUAUUUAAAUUUCAUGAGUGAAUGUCCUUUUAAUCUACAACUAUAAAUUUUAAUUGGCAUAAAGUAGAUGUAAUUAUACAAUAUUCUUUGAAAGAGAACUUUUAUUUUGAAUACAUGAUGAUAAGCUUUUCUAAUUUGUGAUGAGUAUAUUUUAAGAAAAAAUAUUUGUUAAAGAUAACCAUUACUUAAGAAAACUAAAUUAAGUAUUUAAUUGUUUUUCUUAGAAUUAAUAUUUUUCUAUGCAUAUUUUACAUCGUCAAUCUUUUAUCUCGCAUCUGUUUUCUUGACAACACAAUGAACUGAUUACCGCAUGAUAUAAAAUAAUAUGCCAAUAACAAUGACAAUUUUAUGGAAAGAAUAAUAUAGAAGAAGAAAAUUUAUUUUUUUAUUAAAUUUGUUUUAUCAUAAAUUUAAGGCAGUACUAUCUGAUUUUAUAUUGAAAGUUAACCAAAAGUUUAUAACGAUGAUUGUCACAUAAAUAUUAAUUGACUGGAAUAGAUUUUUUUGUAUAAAAUCUUAAAGUGUUCUAUUAAUAGAUGAUAACUUAAAAUAACUGCUUCAAAAUAAUAUGCAAUCACAUCAUAAAAACACAUAUUCAAACAUAAUUUGAAAUAGAAUGAACCAAGUUCCAGCAGAAAAAAAAUACAUCGGCGUACUAAGAAAAAUAUUAAUACAGAAUCAGAUGAAGUGAUAGAACAGGAAGAUGAACUAGAUUCAAAAAUUAAAUCAGAUCUAUCUGAAAUCAAAAUGAAAGUAGAUGAAAAUGUUACUCGAGAAUUUGAUAAGGAAAAUCAUGAUCCAGAAAUAAAUCAAGAGGAAACAAAGGAAAAUCCAGAGAAGAGAAUAAAAAUAGAAAAUAGUAACAAAACAUUUGAAUCAAGACAUCAAGAUAGCAAGAAUACAUCUGCUGCGAUAGAGCGAUGUCAAUACUGCAAACAUGUAUUAAACAGUGAUAUAAAACUGUAUCAAGGACAUCCAAAUGGUGCAAUUGAAGAACAAAUAGCUUUAAUAGAUCCUAAGCUGUGUUUAUUUACUGGUGACGAAUCUUUUGUAGAUGAAAGCGAUGAGAGACCACAGAAUAAAUUAACUCAUUUUAGUGUUUAUGAUAUGAAUGGGCAUCUGUGUUCUUUUGACACGGGGCUCAUAGAGAAAAACGUCUUAUUAUAUUUUUCUGGAUACAUGAAAGCUAUUUACGAGGAAAAUCCUUCGCCUGAAGGAGGUAUACCGACAAAAGAUAUGGGACCAAUAAAUGAAUGGUAUAUUACUGGCUAUGACGGAGGCGAAUUGGCAUUAGUCGGUUUUAGUACUGCGUUCGCGGAAUAUAUUUUAAUGGAACCAUCUGAGGCUUACGCGCCGUUUAUGGAUGCAGUUAUAGAAAAGAUAUAUAUGAGUAAAUUGGUUAUAGAAUUCUUGAUACAUUCUUAUUCAGUUCUCGAAAUUGAGCCAAAGUACGAAGAUCUGUUAAACAAACUUCAAACGACGGUACCACCCAAAGAAACGAUGAAGUUUACAGAGGAUACGCUGUUACGUCACGCGCAAUUUAUUUGCGAUCAAGUUUUGUCAUCGGAUAAUAAUGUUGGUUCUAGUUCUGAUGAGACUCUUCUCAUCACGGCGCCAUGUAUGCGAUCUCUUAUGCAUCUCUCUGGUGUUACCUUAGGUAAGAAAUCAGCUAUCCGUCUAUCGAAACGACAGCCGAAGAUUAAAAAGCCCUCCUGGUCAAUGGCCACUACAACAAAAUUAGUUAGCAAUAUGUUUGAAAAUAUCUUUGCUGACCAACUGGCUAAACAUAAUGAUAUGAAGGUGGGGCCUCAAAGGAGAAUGCGAUGUGGCGUUUGUGAGACUUGUCAGCAACCUGACUGUGGCGUUUGCGUUGCUUGUAAAGACAAGCCAAAAUUUGGAGGCAGGGGAAUUCAAAAGCAAGCAUGCAUCAAAAGAAGAUGUCCAAAUUUGGCUAUUCAGGAAGCAGAUGACUCUGACGAAGAACAAUAUGAAAAUGAAGAGCAAUAUGAUAAUUUAGAAGAUAAAACUGUACAAGAAACGAAAGCUGAAAGUUUUAAAGAACUCAAGAAAGAUAUAAUAUGGGAAAAAAAGGAUAAAAUUGACGGACAAAGAAAAUUUUAUAAAUCGGUUAUAGUUGGCGGCGAAAAAAUCGAAAUAAAUGAUUAUGUUUUACUAGAACCUAAAGAUCCAACAAUUCCUGCACAAAUUUACAAAGUUAUGUAUAUGUGGGAAGAGAAUAAAAAGAAACGAUUUCACGGAACUCGUCUUCGUAAGGGUAUCGAUACCAUACUUGGCGAAACAUCGGAUCCUAUGGAAUUGUUUCUAACUGACCAAUGUAUUCAGGCGUCGUUUACAUCUGUUAUAUCAAAGGCAACUGUUAUUCAUAGAAAGAUCCUCGACAAUUGGGCUGAACUAGGUAAUACAGAUAUGGAUAACAAUAUAAGAGAUACGAAUAGCAAGACGUUUUUUUAUCAAAAGAAAUAUGAUCCUGAUAGUGCUCGAUUUGAGGAUCCACCACCGGAUCCGGAAUGUCCGGGAGAACACAUUAGUCAUCGAUUUUGUUCCUCUUGUAUGCAGUUGGCCAUAGUAACGCAAAAUAAUAUACCUAAGGUCUGCAAUUUAAUAGAAAAGAGAAGUAGCAAGGAAGUAAUUUACGAGUUUGUAAAAUAUAAAAAUGAGGAAUACAGAGUCGGUACCGCGGUGUUCUUACAUCCAGAUGCUCUGAAAUUUAAAUACAAACGAAAAUAUCAAGAAUCGAAACAGUUGAACAUAAAAGAUGUGAAUGAAGAUAUGUAUCCAGAGUUAUAUAGAAAACUGGACGAUAAACAAAGAGAGUCAAACACACCUGAACCUUUUCAUAUCGGUUACAUUAACACGAUAUAUGCCACGACAACUGAUUUAUUAGCCCUGCCCUCAGAUAUUUUUAUUAAAGUGAACAAAAUGUACAGACCGGAAAAUACUCAUCGGGAUUUGGCGCUAAUGGAGCAAUCGGACAUUAAUAUGGUCUAUUGGAGUAAUGAAGAAUGCACAGUAAAUAUCUCUAUGGUCAUGGGUAAAUGCUACCUGGCAUAUUUUAAAAACAUGAGUGAAUCUAUUGAAGAAUGGUCGAUGGGCGGCCCGGAUAGAUUCUAUUUCACCGAAUCGUAUAAUCCUAAAGAAAUGACAUUUGACGAACCACCUCACGACAUUAUUAAUAUGAGUAAAUUUGGAAAGGGAAAAGGCAAGGGAAAGGGGAAGAGUAAAUCUGCAAUGAAAGUGGAAGAGACUGAAAAGAAGCAGAUUUUUGAAACACCCGUGGACUAUCCUGUUAUACCAAGAAAAUUGAAAAUGUUGGACAUAUUUGCUGGUUGUGGAGGAUUAUCUGAAGGAAUGCAUCAAGCGGGAGUAGCUGAGAGUCUAUGGGCAAUUGAGAAAGAGGAAGCCGCAGCAAAUGCGUAUCGCUUGAACAAUUCGAAGGCUACAGUUUUUACAGAGGAUUGCAACAUAUUGUUACAAAAAGUGAUGAACGGUGAUCAAGUAGAUAAUAAUGGCCAAAAACUUCCUCAGAAAGGAGAGGUUGAACUCAUAUGUGGCGGUCCACCAUGUCAGGGUUUCAGUGGCAUGAAUCGGUUCAAUUCGCGACAGUAUUCAUUAUUUAAAAAUUCUCUUGUUGUCUCGUUUCUGUCUUAUUGCGAUUAUUAUAAACCAAAAUUUUUUAUAAUGGAGAAUGUGCGAAAUUUCACGUCCUGUAAAAAAGGAAUGGUGCUAAAAUUAACUUUAAGAUGUCUCGUUCGUAUGGGCUAUCAGUGUACAUUUGGUAUUCUCCAAGCUGGAAGUUAUGGUGUGCCACAAACGCGAAAAAGAAUGAUACUCAUAGCCGCUGCACCUGGAGAGAUACUUCCAAAUUAUCCAGAACCAAUGCAUGUGUUUAAUAAACAAUGUUGCUCAACGACUGUAGUAGUGGAUAACAAAAAGUACUAUAUAAAAUAUAUACGAAAGGAUUCAGCUCCAUAUAGAAAUAUUACCGUCAAGGAUGCCUUGAGUGACCUUCCACCAAUUAAAAGUGGUUCAAAUAAAGAAGAGAUGCCUUAUAACAGUGAACCAAUAACACAUUUCCAGAGAAAGAUGAGAGGUAAAUCGUAUCGAUCGAUAUUGAUGGAUCACAUGUGCAAAGGGAUGAGUUCACUUGUAGAGGCACGAAUGAGUUAUAUUCCAACGACGAUUGGUUCCGACUGGCGCGAUUUACCGAAUAUUGUGGUAAAAUUGAGCGAUGGUACCUUUUCCAAAAAAUUAGAAUAUUUACAUGACGAUCCGAAAGCUGGGAGAAACUCGCAGAAUGGAUUUCGUGGAGUAUGCAGUUGCUGCACUGGUCAACCGUGCGAUCCCACUGAUAAACAAUUUAAUACUUUGAUUCCAUGGUGCCUGCCACAUACCUCGAACCGACAUAAUAAUUGGAAAGGUUUGUACGGGAGACUUGACUGGAACGGAUUUUUCAAAACAACUAUUACUAAUCCGGAGCCGAUGGGUAAACAGGGUCGUGUCUUGCAUCCAGUGGAGAGUCGAGUUGUCAGCGUGAGGGAGUGCGCGAGAUCUCAAGGUUUUCCUGACUCAUAUCGUUUCUUUGGUACAAUACUUGAUAAAUAUCGGCAAGUAGGUAACGCUGUACCGCCACCAUUAGGAGCCGCUAUCGGUCACGAGAUAAGAAAGUGUAUUCGUGAUGUAACAUUGAACAUGGAAACCAAAUCUACAAACAAUUAUAGUGCUAAAGCAACAACGAGCAAGAGUUUUGAUAGUCUCAACGAAAAUCACAGUAAAAGUAUCAAUGAAGACCUACUGGAGGACGCUAAUAACAGUCUGGACGUCGAUGACGUUUUCUUCCACUCCGAGCGCCGUGCGCCACGAGAAGUAAGGCCGACAACGCUGGUAGUGGUGUAGCAGUCUAAUGUAAUAAACGGGAUAUCAUCGCUUGUGGCCCUGCCACCGAGAUCCGGACUCUGGAUAUAACUUAUCAUUAUUUAAUAUUAAAUAAUAAAUAAUUCCGGUAUUAUACUCCAAUGUUUAAUUCUCGACCAUCUGAUGUGUUGACAAGAAUAAACUUGUGUUACAAUUUAUACAACGAA
Messenger RNA from Solenopsis invicta (red fire ant), 5301 nucleotides. RefSeq names its product DNA (cytosine-5)-methyltransferase PliMCI. Bases 950 to 5116 code for a protein of 1388 amino acids. The transcript is spliced from 17 exons. NCBI's taxonomy places the organism in Eukaryota, Metazoa, Arthropoda, Insecta, Hymenoptera, Formicidae. The record is from RefSeq and is a predicted model, not a curated record. Gene Ontology annotation, molecular function: DNA binding; zinc ion binding; chromatin binding. Gene Ontology annotation, cellular component: nucleus.